CCCCGAAGAAGAAAAGCGUCCCCCCCCCCUCAUCCAAUCAAAACGGGCCAUCCCAAAGGCGCCGUGAAUUGAAAACGUCCCACCGUUGCGACAAAACAAAAGCCCCCAAAAACACCAAAAUGGAGCUGUUUCGCGACGAAGACUUGAAAAUGUUCUUCUAUGAAAAUAGGCUAAAGACCUACGAAGGCUGGCCGUUCGACAAAGACUGCGUAUGCACACCCGAAAACAUGGCAAAGGCUGGCUUCAUCCACACGCCAUCAGACAACAGCCCGGACAUCGCAAUGUGCUUCUCCUGCCUAAAAGAGUUGGAAGGGUGGGAGCCCGACGAUGACCCACAAAAAGAGCACAUCACGCAUUCGCCAUCCUGCUACUUUAUUGGCCUGAAGAAGAAGGAGGAAGAUCUCACUGUGGAAGAGUUUUUCAAGCUCAUGAAGGAGAAGAAGAAAUGCGAAAUUAUAAAAUCGUGUAACGAGGCCAUCAACAAGUUUCAGGAAGCCGCCAAAGUGAAAAGAGCAGAAAUAAUCAAGUCGGUCACGGGCGAAGAGUAGCGAAUGGCGGAAACUGCCAUCUUCCCUGUAUGUCCCGCACCUCUUCAGUUUUUCCUUGUUGCUCUAUUGUGUUUUAAUUCAUUAAAAAAUGUAUAUAUUGGACUGUUUGUGUAGGCCUAGUGUUUUAUUACUA
Molecule: messenger RNA, 681 nt
Organism: Syngnathoides biaculeatus (alligator pipefish)
Lineage: Eukaryota; Metazoa; Chordata; Actinopteri; Syngnathiformes; Syngnathidae
Gene: birc5a
Product: baculoviral IAP repeat containing 5a
Exons: 4
Coding region: 120-548 (142 amino acids)
Source: RefSeq, a predicted model, not a curated record